Electrophorus electricus (electric eel) is the source of this 3132-nucleotide messenger RNA. It is a transcript of the gene rab12, whose product is annotated as RAB12, member RAS oncogene family. Gene Ontology annotation, molecular function: GTP binding; GTPase activity. The record is from RefSeq and is a predicted model, not a curated record. Lineage: Eukaryota; Metazoa; Chordata; Actinopteri; Gymnotiformes; Gymnotidae.
GAACCGGAAGCCGCGAUGACGCACUGGUCCCGCUCCCUUCCCAGGACAACAACCGCGAGGCGGAGAAGAAAAAACUUUGACAAACUCGACAGGAGGGUGUGCAAAAAAAGUUAACGAAAGAGUCGCCACGUUACGCAGAAAGGCGUUUAAGUGGGAACGAGCUCGCAGAUGUGGAGUUACUGAUGGAUCCGCGGUGUGACGUCCAGCGCGGGGGCUCCACCGGCGGCUCGAGCGGGGACUCGAGCGCCGCGUCCCGCCGCAGGAAGGUGCCGCCGCGACCGGCGGACUGCAAGCUCCAGGUCAUCAUCAUCGGCUCCCGCGGCGUGGGCAAGACGAGCCUCAUGGAGAGGUUCACCGACGACACGUUCUGCGAGGCGUGCAAGUCUACCGUCGGCGUGGAUUUUAAAAUCAAAACAGUGGAGCUGAGAGGGCUGAAGAUCAGGUUGCAGAUCUGGGACACAGCGGGUCAGGAGAGGUUCAACAGCAUCACGUCGGCCUAUUACCGUGGCGCCAAGGGCAUCGUCCUGGUGUACGACAUCACCAAGCAGGAGACCUUCGACGACCUGCCCAAAUGGAUGAAGAUGAUCGACAAGUACGCCUCCGAGGACGCUGAGCUCCUAUUGGUCGGUAACAAGCUAGACUGCGAGGCUGACCGCGUCAUCACACGGCAGCAGGCUGAGAGGUUCGCCGCGCGGGUGUCGGGCCUGCGGUUCUGCGAGGCCAGCGCCAAGGACAACUUCAAUGUGGACGAGAUCUUCCUCAAACUGGUGGAUGACAUUUUGAGUAAGAUGCCUCUCGAGGUGCCGCGUAGAGAACUGUCCAACAGCAUCCUGUCCCUCCAACCCGAGCCAGACGUGCCCCCUGAGCUACCCCCCCCUCGCAUGCGCUGCUGCUGAGACCCUUCGCUCCCCCCCGCCCCCAAGCUCUCUCCUAGCGUCUGCGGUUACCGUGUCUGACCACCACCGAGGGGCAGCUGACGCGGUGCACGAGGGAAAGUCGGCAGUGAUGCGGCGCCAGAACCCACGAUGACACGACUCUUCUAUUCUCUCCAUCCCCUGAAAGAAUCAUCCACUGCAAAGGAUGCCGCCUGCCGGUGGCACACGCACACUCACGAGCGCACAAACACAGACCGGUCCAGGUUUUCUGCUCCAAACGCACGCAAACACGCGUGUACAUCACUGCCCUGCUCAGUCUACCUCGUACCCAGGAGGUCAACGUGGGGCAUCCUACGGGUGCAUUCUAGGAAACAUUUCCCCACAUACACACGCACGCACACACACACACACAUUUCUACAUAGCAGUUUCAAUAGAUUUGCAUUUCCACACUGUAAGAACACAGAUGGCGUGUCUCUACCCUCUGAAGUGUGCUUCUCCAAACACUUACACUCUAAAGUGUGACACUAACGCACGUUCCUCUGGCGCUGGUCCCCCGGACCCCACCGGUUUGGCCGUCUGGUCACAGCGGAGAUGAAGGGUGCGAGAUGCGACUCAGUCCGUAAGCCGGCGCGCAGAUUCACAUCGCCCUUGCGCGUUACACCCUCCCUUCUUAUCGCCAAGGGCGCCGGAGACCGAGUCUCGCGUCUCUCCGCACUUCAACACUUGAACUCUCGCCGCACUGUUGACUCCUCCUCUUGCGUGUUCAACAACGGAGCGGCGCUGAACAGGUCCCGUGCACAGAAGGUCCUGUCACGCAUCCUUGAAGGCAGAAUCUUUGCACCGGAGCCUUCCCACUGAAAGGACGACUCCUUCAAACGAAAGACGGAGGCGCUUUUUAACGUGGCACUUUUGAUAUCUUCAGACCGUGAGCCUCUCUGCCGCCGGUGGAGAACAGUCAACAUGCACGCGUUUGCGUAUUUUAUUCAAUAGCAGUUAACUGUAUUUAAGGGCCUAUAACUUCAUAUAACGCUUUGUGAACAGACGAUUAAAUGAUCAAAUGUCAGUGUUGCAUCUUUGCUCUGGAACAUAUUGGUAAAACCCUAAAUACUGUUGUCAGUUAUGAAGUGGAUGUCACCAUGGGAACAGCCCGCUGGUUUAGUCCUGAUGUCAGUGAGUCGGGGGCAUAGGGACUGUGUACGAGGAGUUCCUGUCAGUUCGGAACAUGGCUCAGAAAAUAUUACAGGCCGCCGCCGCCGUCUUCAUAAACAGGCUGUCAGGACGGAUGUUUUUGCUUGAUUUUAACAGCUGCCCUGAGUCUCUCCCGUGUCUCCUUAAUCCUGAAUUAACGUAAUGCAAACAAAUGAUGCCACAGUGUGGGAGAGGCCUGUUGAAACCUGACCUGUUAUUUGCCGGCUAUGAUUAGGCUGUCGGGGUCAGAAUCAGAGGUGUGAACAGGAAAUCCCGUAAUCCCACAGCAGUUUCGCUCCUCAUGGCGAUCAUCUACCCCUUGCGUAGCGAUUACGUAGUUUUGCUUCGGCACAUCUGAAGUAGUUCCCUGCCAGCCCAGUUUGAAGCUUGAAUAUUUUGUCAUUAUUAAUAUGAUUUCUAACCUACUUUUUUUUAAAACUAAUAUAGCAAUGUAAAUCUCUCAGUUCAGAAUGUGUACUAACCUCCGAUGUUUCCCAACGCACCAUGUGAAAUGUUUAGGGUUUGUUGAAGAGUCGUUAUUUAUCACUACGUGCAUGUUGCUUUUUUUUCUGUUCCUUUGUCAUCUUUCAUCACAGGCUGUGUCAUCCUAGACCCAUCGGUCAGAGUUCUGAGAUUUUACUAUCAGUGUUGUUGUUUUUUUUUUGCUUCUUCUUCCAAACACUAAAGGGACGGCAACUAGCGAUUUGAUGUAGGGUUUUAAGUGCUGUUUGCAGUGCUGGAGUUUAGCAGCCGCCCGAGCUACGUCUGUCCACCAUUUCACUAGCCAAGUACAAAUAACCGUUGCCUUUACAAAUGACCUUUUUGUAUAGAGUACCACUUCCGCCACCCGUAGAGCUAUUUACAACUCAUGAAACUGACGCAGAAAAACAUGCCCCCUCAUUAAGACAUGGGCGAGGAAAACACUGCUUUGUACAAGUAAUUUGAUUAUUGUAGGGGGUGCUUGAAAGAAACAUGGUUUGGCAUGUUUAAAACAGUUUUGUGGUAUUUAUAACUUGUGGCGUUCUUGAACUAAUGAAGUGCAAAUAAAGAUUAUAUUUAUUAAACAUA